This is a messenger RNA of Salvia miltiorrhiza (redroot sage), 3311 nucleotides long. Its product is annotated as probable mitochondrial adenine nucleotide transporter BTL3. NCBI's taxonomy places the organism in Eukaryota, Viridiplantae, Streptophyta, Magnoliopsida, Lamiales, Lamiaceae. The transcript has 3 exons. The record is from RefSeq and is a predicted model, not a curated record. Bases 231 to 1601 code for a protein of 456 amino acids. Gene Ontology annotation, biological process: transmembrane transport.
GUAAUAACCAAGAGAGCCUCUGAAAAGUACAACAUUACUUUGGAAAAAUAAGUGGUUUGCAACAAGAAGAACAUUGUGAUUUGUGAUAUACUGAUGCAGGCUGAGAGCUCUGCUAGCUGUUUUAUACCGUUCGAUGAUUAUUCACUAAAAUUUCGAUUUUCAAGCAUUAACAUCCCAAAUGCCUGACAUCAUUCAUCACUCCCCAAGUUUAUACGAAUUCAAAUCACAAAAUGUUUGAAUCCAGUAUUCGGCUGAACGAUUCUACUCAGCUCAUACCCGAUAACUCGAAUAACUCAUUUUUCUUUCCCGGUGGAAUAUUCCUGGAUUCUAGCGCUAUUCCUUCGUCAAUUAUCAAUAAAGUUGUCGGCGAAGUUUCUUGUUACAGUCGCCCCGUGCAAUCUCGGAGAAAACGGGGCGAGUUUUUGUGUUUAAGUUUGUCUGUUAAAGGGAAUGAUAGAGCAAUUAGCAACUCGACGGAAUCUGCGGGAAGUAGUGAGCGUAAUGAGGCGGUUGGCAGCGCCGCAGCCGCCGUGACGAAGCCGGAAAAGGGGGUCAAGAUGAGGUUAAGGGGGCAGGGGGCGAUGAACACCACCAAGCAUUUGUGCGCUGGUGCUGUUGCUGCAAUGGUUUCAAGAACUUGCCUUGCUCCACUCGAGAGACUGAAGUUGGAGUAUAUAGUUCGUGGCGAGAAGGGAGACUUGUACAUGCUCAUCAAAAGAAUAGCAACCACGCAAGGCUUGAGAGGCUUUUGGAAGGGAAAUUUUGUUAACAUACUGCGCACUGCACCUUUCAAGGCAAUUAAUUUCUGUGCUUAUGAUACAUACAGAAAGCAGCUUCUAAAAUUAUCCGGAAAUGAGGAAACCACGAAUUCUGAGAGAUUUAUUGCGGGUGCUGCAGCUGGUAUCACAGCUACUGUCCUCUGCUUGCCCCUGGAUACUAUCCGGACCAGGCUUGUGGCACCUGGAGGGGAAGUACUGGGUGGAGUCAUUGGCGCUUUUCGACACGUUGUUCAAAAUGAAGGGGCUCUUUCUCUUUACAAGGGAUUAUUGCCCUCAAUUCUAAGCAUGGCACCCUCAGGCGCAGUGUUUUAUGGCGUAUAUGACAUAUUGAAAUCAGCUUAUCUGCAUUCACCUGAUGGAAGAAAGAGAAUUCAGAAUUUGAAAAAACAGCAUCAAGAAUUGAAUGCUUUUGAGCAGCUGGAAUUGGGACCGGUGAGAACUUUAUUACACGGUGCCAUUGCAGGUGCUUGUGCUGAAGCUGCUACCUACCCGUUUGAGGUCGUGAGAAGGCAGCUCCAACUGCAAGGCCGUGCAACUAGGAUGGGUACAUUUGCAACUUGUGCCAAGAUAGUUGAGCAAGGUGGUGUCCCUGCUCUUUAUGCAGGUCUUAUUCCCAGCUUAUUACAGGUAUAUCUUACAGUAUUUACCUUAUUUCUCCCCUUCUUUCAAAUGUCGACAAAAAGCAUCUCCUCAUUAGUCAUUAUGCCUAAGAUCAUUUGUUUCUCUUUGUUGGGACUCUUCCAUAAUUUUCUUGAAUAUCAGAAAGGAAAUCUACGGAUAUUGUUUUCAUGGUUCUGUUUAUCCUUCUUAUUUUGCAUCUGAAUGAGUUCAGACACAAAUGUACUUGUUAUAUGACAGCACAGGCUUCGUUAAGUAACAUGCUUAUGGUUUGGGAUACCCAGAGAAAGUAAGAAACCUAGGCAGCAGAUAGCUAGAAUUCCAUCACAUUACCUCAUGGAUUUGAAUAUAGUGUCAAUUGAAUGAAUGAAUCAUCAAAACUCAAUUAGCUAAUUUUUAUUCAACAUACUUAUUGAUGACUGCGUGUUACACUGUAUCAGAAAAUUCUAUAUGGAAUAUCUGUUUCGAUCUGUGCUUGCAUACUCUUUUGCACCUCCAACGGGAGAGGUAAAAUAGCGUUCAGCACUUUUUUGCAGAUUGAGACCAUUCCAACUCUGCGCUAUUUCUGUGUUGUAAAAUACACACAGUGCCUGCGCAAUAUAUAUAUAGUGAAGCACUGCAGCUGAGCUAUUCUUAAUACCUUUUUCUUUUAAUAUUUACUGAUGCAUGAUUGCAUGGUAUAUUCGUGGAGUGAAAAAACGCUCGUCGGAUGUACCUUUUGAUGCGAGGCUCAGAUUUGCUAUUAGAAUAUAUUAUUUGUAACUUAUAUUUUUUGCAUUAAUAUAAAUGAAUAAUAUUUUAAUUCUAUUUAAAUAAGUUUGACAUAUUAUUCAGAUUACAAUAAAUAAACAACAAUAUUUUGUAAUAUUCCUUUUGUACAGUAAAAUAGAGUUUAUGGUUGGAAAUAGAGUUUAAAUUCUGCUGUAAAAUAGAGAUGUCUACUGUGAAAUAAGUACAACUUUGAUUGUUGCGUUGUUCAUGUCUGGCUUGAAUUAUUUAAUCAUUCUCUAUGGUUUGUUAAUUGAGUUGAGGAGAAUUAAUAAUUGGGUAUUAAUGAUGAUUUCUUUAAAAUAUUGUGCAUAUAGAUCAUAUGUUGAUCUCAUACCUUAUUGGUUGUAUGUCAGGUAUUACCUUCGGCUUCAAUAAGCUUCUUUGUUUACGAGUUCAUGAAGAUUGUUCUAAAGGUAGGAUGAAGUGGCAAAUUAGUGACAGGAAUUUAAUUUGGAAAUUCAUAUAUUAUUGGCGGUGAAGAACAGCGGGAAGGAGGGUGUUUGGAUGAGCUUAUAAGCUCUUUAAAACAACUUAUAAGCUGCUUAAAAGCUUAUAAGCUCCUUCAAAGUGUUUGGUAAAAUAAGCACUUAAAUAACUUAUAAGCUAUAAAAUUAAUUUCUAAGAGCUUAUAAGCUCCCCAAAAAAUAAGUUCAUCUACCCCAACUUAUUUUCACAUUUUCUUAUUAGAAACACUCAUUUUACAAAAAUAACUCAACUAGUAUUUUUUAUUUUCAUUAUAUAUCAUUUUAAUUUUAUUUCUUUUCGAUUUAUUCUUUCUAACAAAAAUUUUCUCUCUCUAUUUUUUUCUUUUUUUCUAGCUUAUAAGCUUAAUUAUCCAAACACUUUGACAACUUAUAAGAUCUUAAAAAACUACAUCUUAUGUCCUCAAGGGAACACCAAGCGGUGCGACCUCCUGUCUGUGAACAGUGAGGUCAGGCUUAUAAGCUCUUUAAAAUAAGAUUAGCCAAACACCCUUUAAAUGUUAUUCUCGCUGCUAAAAUCUCUUUCAGCAUGAUUAAGGCAUUCAUUAUGACUGUUCUAGUGCUUUUCUUGUUGAUUUGGUGUAACUCUGAAAUGUAUAGUUCUCACUCCGGUGAUUAGGGUUGAGCAUUCGAGCAAUUUUAAUUUAACAACAUAAAACCA